AUGACGACCUCCACGAAAGAACAUAUGAAGAACCAGGAACAGCACGAGAUGGUCAUCACGACCACAGAAAUGCACACAGGCGGAGAGCCAGUGAGAAUCAUUGAGUCCGGAUAUCCUGUCCCCCAAGGAAAGACAAUUCUGGAUAAAAUUGAAUACUUGAGAAAAAACUUCGACCACUACCGCAAAUUCGUUAUUCUGGAGCCACAUGGGCACUUCGACAUGUAUGCUGUCCUGUUUGUCCCCCCUGAUGACCCGGAAGCGGAUGUUGCCACCAUAUUUCUCCACAACGAGGGAUACUCUACGAUGUGUGGACAUGCUUGUAUCUCCCUAGGGCGGUACAUAGUAGACAAGGGUCUCGUGCAGCGUCCUAUAACUUACCCAGAGACGCAGGUCAACAUUCAAGUCCCGUGUGGGUUGGUGAAAACGUUUGUCAGCGUACAGAGCGGUGACUAUCUGAAAACUGGACCCGUCAGAUUUGAAAGUGUACCUUCCUUUGCUGUAGCAACAGACGUUGACAUACACGUUGAAGGACAUGGCUCUGUUACAGUUGACGUGGCUUAUGGAGGCGCCUUCUACGCCUUUGUGACUGUCUCUGAUCUCGGACUGGACUUUGGGACCUCUUCGAUCUUUGAAAUCAAUCGGGCGGCUACCGCUGUGACAGCUGCAGCCAAGAAAGCUGUCAGACUCUCACAUCCAGACACACCAGCAUUUCUGUACGGGACUGUGGUCGUAGAUUCCAGAGACCGUCCACCGUCCACUGUUUCUACCAAUGUUUGUAUCUUCGCUGAUUCCGAGACAGAUCGUUCCCCAUGUGGCUCUGGAACAUCAGCCAGAAUAGCGCUUAUGUAUCACAGAGGUCAUCUCUCACUAGGACAAAGUCACACUUUCCGCAGCGGGGUCACCGGCUCGGAGUUUCAAGGACGCCCACUUAAAGAAGCUCGAGUUGACGACAAACAAGCGGUUAUUACAGAGAUUCAAGGUCAAGGUUACUACACUGGCCGAUCGGUGUUGAGUUUAGAACAGAAUGAUAAACUCGGAAGGGGAUUUUUGGUCCGUUAG
Messenger RNA from Candidula unifasciata, 1059 nucleotides. The record is from the annotation of a GenBank genome assembly. Lineage: Eukaryota; Metazoa; Mollusca; Gastropoda; Stylommatophora; Geomitridae.